This is a messenger RNA of Corvus hawaiiensis (hawaiian crow), 3046 nucleotides long. RefSeq names its product zona pellucida glycoprotein 1 (gene ZP1). Lineage: Eukaryota; Metazoa; Chordata; Aves; Passeriformes; Corvidae. The transcript is spliced from 12 exons. Bases 183 to 2957 code for a protein of 924 amino acids. Gene Ontology annotation, molecular function: structural constituent of egg coat; acrosin binding. The record is from RefSeq and is a predicted model, not a curated record. Gene Ontology annotation, cellular component: egg coat. Gene Ontology annotation, biological process: prevention of polyspermy; binding of sperm to zona pellucida.
CACAGCCACGGGAGGUGACCACAGGGCCGGGGCACCAAGGUCACCAGCGGCACGGGAGCGAGGAGCCCUGGGCAGAGCUCAUCCCACGGGAUCAGCUGAUCCUGAUCCCCCCCCCCCCGCAUCCCAGCCAUCCGGAUAUAAAUCCACACUGCAGAGCCCCGUGCUUCGGCUGUGCCACCGCCAUGGGACAGAGCUGCUCCUUCCUCCUGCUCCUCUUCCUUCUGUCCCCGUGGCCCAGAGCCACCGUGGCACUCCUUCAGUACCGCUACGACUGCGGAGAGUUGGGAAUGCAGCUCCUGGUCUUCCCGUCCCACAGCCGCACCGUCCGCUUCAGGGUCCUGGACGAGUUUGGCUCCCACUUUGAUGUGGCCAACUGCUCCAUCUGCCUCCACUGGCUGAAUUCCAGGGAGGACGGCUCCGUCAUCUUCUCCUCCGGCUACAAGGGCUGCCACGUGCUGUUCAAGGAGAACCGCUACAUCCUGCGGGUGCAGCUGGAGGAGCUGCUGUCCAGCGGGAUCCCGGUCACCUCCUACGAGGUCAACAUGACCUGCCCCAAGCCAGGUGGCUCUGAGAUGAUCCCAAAUGGAAACCGGGAGCGGGGCCGGGACAAUGGAGUCCUGAUCUCCCACACUGGCCUCCUGCACCGCAUUUCCGAGUCCUCCCUCACCCUCGCGGAAUCCCAGCUCUCAUCCCGAGAUCACUUGGAGCAGGUUCACACUGUGGGACAGCACCAGACCAAUCCAGAGCUUCCCGGGAUCUGGCACCAUUCCAGUCCAGCUCACUCGGGGUUUCUGUCCCAGCCUAGUGGGGUUCGUCCCGUCACCCAAAUCCAGGGAAGCUUCAUCCACCCAGGAGUGCAGCCCCCACAGCCCGGGGGGCAGAGCCAGCCAGGGAUCCUUCGCCCAGUGCUUGUAUCCCAAAACCAUCCCAGUUUGGUGCAUCCUGGGGGUCAGAACCAGCCGGGGCACCUGCGUCCAGGCUUUGUAUCCCAUAACCAGCCUGGGAUGCUGCAUGCUGGGGGUCAGAACCAACCAGGGAUUCGCCCGGGGUCAGUAUCCCAUAACCAGCCUGGGAUGCUGCAUCCUGGGGGUCAGAACCAACCAGGGAUUCGCCCGGGGUCAGUAUCCCAUAACCAGCCCGGCAUGGUGCAUACUGGGGGUCAGAACCAACCAGGGAUUCGCCCGGGGUCAGUAUCCCAUAACCAGCCUGGGAUGCUGCAUCCUGGGGGUCAGAACCAACCAGGGAUUCGCCCGGGGUCAGUAUCCCAUAACCAGCCUGGGAUGGUGCAUCCUGGGGGUCAGAACCAACCAGGGAUUCGUCCAGGGUUUGGAUCCCAAAACCAGCCUGGGGGUCAAAACCAACCAGGGCAACUUCGUCCAGGGUUCGUAUCCCAAAACCCUCCCAGGGGCCAAAACCAACCAGGGCAACUUCGUCCAGGGUUCGUAUCCCAAAACCCUCCCAGGGGCCAAAACCAACCAGGGCUUCGCCCCGGGCUUGUAUCCCACAGCCAGCCUGGCUUGAUCCCCACUGGUGCCCAGACUCCAGCAGGAUUCCUGCGCCCGGGAGCUCAGCCCCCAAACCAGCCGGGAAUUUCUCGUCCCAGUCAUCACUCCAACUCCCAAACCGGGCUCCAAGGCCAUGCCGGGCUGCUCCAUCCCGGCCAUCCCAGCCCAGCUUUUGUGCGCCCAGGACUGCCGUCCUGGCCGGGUUUGUUCAGCCCUGGACUCCAGGCUCAGCCCCAGCUGGGCCUGGGACGCCCAGGGCUGCAGCCACAGCCUGGAUUGCUGCAUCCUGGGAUUCACUCCCAGCCCACCCUGUUGCAGUCCACUGUGCUCUUCUACCCCUCAGCCGGGGCAGGCAUGCAGCUGACACGGGAGCAGUGCCAGGUGCCGGUGGGCCGGAUGGCGUGUGUGGCUCCACAGGGACGGGAUGGAUGCCUGCAGGCCGGAUGCUGCUAUGACGACAUGGACCGUGCCACCCCCUGCUAUUACGGGAAUACCGCCACUGUGCAGUGCCUGCUGGAGGGACACUUUGUCCUGGUGGUCCCGCGGGGAAUGGUGGCCCCGCCAUACAACCUGGACAGCGUGCGGCUGGCCAGCAGCCAGGCGGGGUGUGAGCCCCUCCACGUGUCCGAGGCCUUCGUCAUGUUCCGCUUCCCGGUCACCCACUGCGGCACCACCGUCCAGGUGAUCGAGGACAGGCUGAUCUAUGAGAACCAGCUGAUCUCCACCAUCGACAUCCAGGGAUCCCCCCGUGGCUCCAUCACCCGGGACAGCGUCUACAUUCUCCGAGCUCGGUGCAUCUACAACGCCAGUGACCUCCUUCCCUUGGGAGUGGAGGUGGCCGUGCCCCCCACGGCCGCCCCCCUGGCCAUGCCAGGCCCGCUGGGGCUCCACCUGCGGAUCGCCACCGAUGAAUCCUACAGCUCCUACCACCCUGUGGGCGACUUCCCCCUGGUGAGGGUGCUCCGGGACCCCAUUUACGUGGAAGUCCGGCUGCUCCAGAAGACGGAUCCCAAUCUGGUGCUGGUGCUGCACCACUGCUGGGCCUCCCCCGGCUCCCACGCCACAUCCCAGCCCCAGUGGCCCAUCCUGGUAGAGGGGUGUCCCUUCCAAGGGGACAACUACAGGACGCGGCUGAUUCCAGUGGGUCCGGCCUCUCCGGAGCUGCCCUUCCCGAGCCACUACCAGCGCUUUGUCAUCUCCACCUUUGCCUUUGUGGAGACCUCCGGCAUGGCUGUGCUGGAGGGGGAGGUGUACAUCUCCUGCAGCGCUUCCGUGUGCCACCUGGCCCAGCCGGAGCCCUGCCGGCCCUCCUGCCAGCUGGGAGUGCCCUCACGAGCACGGAGGUCUCUGGGGGACAGGAGCACAGGUGACGGCGUGGGGACAGUCACAUCCCAGGGAUGCGUCAUCUUUCCCAACGUUCCCAAGGGAGGGGGAACUCAGCAGAGAGGCUGAGGGCUCCUGCCUCUACCCAGAUGCCGCUAUCUCUGGGAAAGCUAGAAAAAUAAACCAGUGCACAGCACGGCUCUAAGGGUGGUUUGUCC